CGGCACAUGAGCCGAAGCUCCGGUACGGAACACUUCCACUGGCCGCACUCAUCCGGCGAGCAGACUCAGCGCUGUAAACAAAAGUUAUUCAACGGUUUAUCUUCAGCAACAUACGCAACUGAAAGACAUGCAUAUCAAAACAGGUACGUGGGAGUCCAACAGCGCAGGGUGUGAGUCGGACACCUUUUGCGAUCUCGUGUCUGCCACCAACUCUGAGCCUCACAUUCGUAACCGCCGCUUAUCCCCCGGCUCAGGCAACUGUAGAGGUGGUGGAGGCGGAGGCUGCAUCUCUGGAGGUGACCAGCAGCGCCAACAGCUUUCCCCUGAAAGCGACCCGAUGGAGUCCCCUCUCACAAACACCUACAACCACCGCAGGGAAAAAGAACGUAAGGGUCAGCAGCACAAAAGCCGCAGCCUCCGCAGGGACAGCCAGAAGGGGGUUCACAGAUCACACGAUCGAAGCCAGAAGGUGAACCAAAAAGAACGGUGGCCGGAGGACAGUCUGUCACUACUCAAGCUCCCGCCUGCCUUCCCAGUGCAGGACAGCCCUGCCAAGCUGCAACCUGCCGUCAGCUACGCCUCCAAGGUGAAGGCGGGGGCACCGUGUGGAGCCCUGGAUGAUGACCGCCCUGCCAUUGGUGACCUGCUGCAGAACCAGUGGGGUCUCAGUUUCAUCAGCGAAGUCAGGACGCCCACAGAGAGUUCAGGCCUUCAUCCCUCAGCCACAGCAUCUCCACCUCAGCCCACAGACAUCAACCAGUCACCGGACCUGCAGAUCAAUCACACAACCCAGCCUCGUGAGGACACGCCCACUCCAGCUCCUACUUUCACUUCCCCCGUCACAUGUCCGGAGGUGGACGAGGGUAAUGGGAAGCUGCUGCUUAGUUGUCGCCAUCUAGUUGAAGCUUUGAACUAUCACUGUCGAGAAUGGAACGGACUCUGCAACAAACAGAAAAAAGAUCCAAAAAGAGUCAUUUGGUAUAAGGACGCCCAGGAGCACCCAGCUUAAGUGUGACACCCAAAGCAUAUGCAAACACAGCAACACGCCUACAUGCACGCACACACAUGCACACACUGCACUCAGGAUGUCUUCACACAAAGCCACACAGACACUUUGGACUAACUCCUUUGAGAUCUUACAGCAGUGGACUUUUUUAAACGCCUUACAGAAGCCUGCCUUAAUUAGAUAUUUCUCAUCACCUCAAAUUUUAACUUUCAAUUGUAAACUUUUUUAAACAAUCUCUGAAGAGCUGUAAAUGAAUUUUUCCCUCUGAAAGUCGCAGUUUUAUUGAAACUUUCUUUGCGCUCUGUAAAGCAAGCGGUAAUCAAGCACUUUGUUUAAAAAAAAAAAACAAACAAAAAACUAAAUCUGGUGUUAAUGUUUAUCACCAGUGAUUGUCUCCCCCCCCUCCCAUCUCUCUGUUAAAGUGUUGUGCCUGCUUUAAUUUUACUGUCUGCAGAGAUGUGUAUCGGUUUAGAGGAGGGUGCAGUCAGAUGCACAGUACAGGUCUCAUUUACCCUGUCACAUCUUAAUGUUUUCUUUUGCUUUUAGCGCUCAUUUUCCUAAUCAGGUGAAUGUCACUCAGCAAUCCAUAAGGGAUGUCACCGUGUUAUGUAUUUUUUUGUUUGUUUUUUGAAGAAUAAACUUUAUUGAAUUAAAUUUACACUGGAGGAGGAAUGUAAGUGAACAGUAUUGCUUAAUAAAAAGGAACAAACUUGA
This is a messenger RNA of Thalassophryne amazonica, 1720 nucleotides long. RefSeq lists its product as uncharacterized. Gene Ontology annotation, molecular function: RNA binding. The transcript has 4 exons. Lineage: Eukaryota; Metazoa; Chordata; Actinopteri; Batrachoidiformes; Batrachoididae. The coding region runs from base 128 to 1009 and encodes 293 amino acids. Gene Ontology annotation, cellular component: cytoplasmic stress granule; nucleoplasm. The record is from RefSeq and is a predicted model, not a curated record.